This is a messenger RNA of Amoebophrya sp. A25, 4313 nucleotides long. NCBI's taxonomy places the organism in Eukaryota, Dinophyceae, Syndiniales, Amoebophryaceae. The record is from the annotation of a GenBank genome assembly.
CCAAUGUUGACGCAGGAGUCUGUAAUAUUGUAUGCAGAAAUAAACUCUUGAUGACUCUUCAUAUUAAUUGUCGUUCUAGAUAUUGGUUUUCUUUUCCUUGUUUCUUCUAAGAGUCUAUGGACGCCAUACCGCUUGACAGCAUGCUGCCUGCCACCGGUGUCCGAAAAGGUAAUCGCUACUUCUUUUGAAGUCCCUCCUCUCUCUAUUUUGAAUCUUGGAAAAUGAUGGAUGAAUGAAUGAAAGAACAAAACAACAACAUCCAGACGCAAGUUUGAUAGCUCAUUUCUUUCUCCAUAGAAAAACUGAUUUAUUAUAGACUCACGUUUCUCUUCGAGAUUAGAUAUUUGAUAUUCGUUGUGAAGAUGGACAUUUCUAUAUAGUCUGCCAUAGGCGUUACUCACGCCCGAAGCAGUCGGUCUUUUUAGCUGCCGCGUCUCUACUCGGGUCGCCACGGAACCAGGCAGCUUUCGACGAGUUGCUACGUGGUUCGAAUGAAUGAGUGAAUAUAUAUUUUUUUAUCAAGAACGUUACUGGUACCCACUCGAGUAUAGUUGUUGGUAUUCUAUCUCUUCACAACUCUCUCUAGGUUCUUCUCCGAAUCGGGUGAUGGUACGAACACAUGGCAAUUGUAGUGCCUAUGGAUACACAGCUGAACCGAGGAGACUCGACCAGGCACAGUUCUUUUAAGGCUCUGUCCUGCAGCUAGAACUAAAAAUUUAGGUAAGUAAGUUUAUCCAAUACGAGGACUUCUGCCGUGAAGCGUUGUCCGCAUGUCCUAUCACCUAUACCUAACCCAAGAAUAGUGCUCUGUAAGUUAGUCGGUCGCUUAGAUCACUUUACUCGGCUGAUAUUUCAGUUUAUCGAAUAGUACACGCUCCCGAAGCAUCCCCGGACCCAUCUGCUGUCCCUACCCUCCCGGUACGUAGCUCUAAUUCUUGCACCCUGACCCAUCUACUGCCGUGCAUGACCAUCACUUAUGGAUUUGAAUGAUGAAGGAAUGAACCAAUCAUGGAGGGCUUUUCUUUUCAUUCGAACCCUAACACAUACCUGCUCGAAACCUUGAAAUAAGCGAGUAACAAAAUAAACUGAGAAGGUAUUACUAAUUUUUGUUAUCGCUGCAGUACAGCACGAGGGGAUUGGCGCGGCCGCUUGCCUGGGACACAUGAGUCCUCGAUCGGUUCGUGUCGGGAAGCGAGCUCAGGCGCUUCUCGGAGUGGAGUACUUUAUGCCCGAUCGUGUUAGUACACUACUCAUAUUAAGCCUAGUAGGUAGAACAUGCAAAGAUAGAAACAAGAGACCUAGAACUUUCAACAAUAUUGUGUCCCUCAUAAGACAAUAUUAGUAGGAGAAGUUUCAACAAUAUUAGUAGAAGAUAAGCUCUUGCCUGACCUUUCUUUUUUCGGUUUUUGUUUUUUCUAGUUAGAUAUGCUCCACCAAUUAUAUUGUGUCCCUGAUAGAUAUCCUACGCAGAGUAGUUUAUAGCGCGCAUGGUCAUGGAGCGCAUGGAGCGCAGAGCUUUGAGGGGCGCAAGAAGCUCCCCCUUUAGCUCCAUGCUACUCCAUGUGAUCCAUGCACUCCAUGCCAUGCGAGCUGUGGAACCUUAUAAAUCGCUCUGUCCUAGGUAGGUCUAUCCCACUGUGGCUGGGCUUUAAGAAUAUGCAGCGUCCGUAGUUGAGGGGAAGUGCCUUACAAGUAGAUGUCGCCUCUAUUUUGCUAGCUUGCUGUCUGAGCGAAAUUAAACUGAUCGCCGGCAAUCUCGCAGAGCUCUGCCCGUCGUCUCCAUAUGAAUGCCGCGGUCAGGUGAAGUCACGUCUACCGGCUACUUCUACUACAGGUUAGUUUGUUACAGGUGGUAGCUACCAACACCAAUACCAUCACCCAUCUGUAUCUUAGUUUGUUACAGGUAGCAACACCCACCUUCUAUCUUACAGUUUGUUGAACAGCACCAAUAAAUGUACAAAAUGUGCGAGCAUAGCUCUAACCACAUUGAUUUGGCUCUCACCAUAGCUCUAAAUUACCAGAAAGUGGCGAUCCCAGGACCAUCUUGAUCGAGGACGAAGUGGCUGUAGAUAGGGGUUCCCACAUUACAUUCUUCACUAGCAGCCCUGACUCUCUUUUUAGUAGUUAGUAGUGUAGUAGUAAGUGUAAGUACUUAGUUAGUAGGGCGGAUGCUCUGAGGAUUUUUGUAGUUGAUUUUUCCGUAACUACUUCUAAUGUGGUGGAAGGUGAUGCUUUUAGCUCUUCACCGCGCUCCCGCAGAAAUUGUCGGGCAGCUAUGCCUGCCGAGGUGGCUGCAGGCUAUGGCCGCAAUGCGCGGACGGUGGAUGGCAUCCACGACGCCCAUGUUAAGAAUGCUUGUUCAGCAUGUAUAGCUGGCAAAGACGUGAAGUUGUUCUGCUGAGUAAAAACCUUAAUCUUGUUUCAAUAUUCUACCACGCAAGUAGAGGUCACUAGCGUCCGACCCUAGUAACAAGAUGGUGAUAUUUGAUAACGCAGAAUUAGUGCAUGUCAGUGAAUGACUUUCCUAUUCCCUUUUUGGGGGAGGAUGUUCCUUUUUCUUGUGAAGAAUAGUAUGACACUAGUACACUACACUAAUAUUCAAUACAAGGAACCUUAGUACCGCUAAUCGUGGCAACGCUUGUGGGAGUCCCAAGCGCGUGACGAACACGUAUGCCAGCAGCCUUAUGCUCGGAUGGGGCGAAUGCGAAAAGGGUACCACGAGAGAACACGAACACAAGUGUCACUCGUCUCCUGGCAAGAUGAAGAAUGGGGUGGAGCAGCUGGGUGCGUUCUUUGCAGGUACUGGGUCAGAACAUUCACGAGGACAGAACGGGGUGGCAUCUUUACCCUCAACAGAGCAGCGCACAAAGUACUAUAUCUGAAUUGUUAAAGUUGAUUUUAUGCAUUCUUUUGUUGGAUUUGGAAUUGAUAGAAGUUUCUCAUUCGAUUCUGACAGCAGAUUGACAGGAGAUGGGAAAUGCGCUGAAUUCAUGAAGCAAAUUCAAAUGUAUUCUUGGACUUGUGCAACAUUUUUCUAUUUUGUGAAGCAACUACAAUUUCUACGCAGAACCACUUUUAAGUAAAUGCAUGAAUCACGCAGCACUUUCUUUUUCACCACCUCCAGGACGACAACCGCGGAGCAGCCUUUUGCUGCUGGUAUCACCGGGAAGCCGUGGGCCGCGUCGGAAAGCGCGUUCGCUGCGCACCGACAGUGGCCCGUCGGGGAGCUGUCCUCUGACCACCACCAUCAUCAACGCGUAACACCGUCAACACCCGUUGUAACACCUUCCCGGAGUGAGUCUGCAACUGCAGCACGUGCACCAAUUGUCGCUGGAGGGGUGGCGGCCACCGCAGAAGCCAAAGCCUAUGGCGAGCUGUUCAAAGCGAGAGACACAAGCAGUCUCAACCUAAUAUCCAGUAGUUUCCCAGACAGAAACGAUCAGAAGAACUAUCAGAAGGGCAUGGCCGUAUCUCGCGACAUUGGCAGUGGAAGACGAAUGUUGCUGUAGUUUCUACUAUCCUAGUUAUUCACCGAGAUGAGAAGAAUGACAAUGAUGGAAAAGGAAUACUCCAUCUUUCAGUCUAAUCUUCAUCUUGUUUAGAGUCAUGAUCAUCUUUUUGUUUUCACAUAGAUUUAAAUUAUUUAGAAGCUGUUUGGUGGGAUCUCGAUUUUCUCUUCGAAUUUAGAUAAAUUUAGAUUUUCAUUUUCAUUCAAAAAAAUAGAGUCUUCAUCGAAAGAAUAAUUUGCAUCAUGGCUUAGUUGGAGGUUCGUAUUAAACAAUUAUAAUCUAUCAUUAACAAACUGAGAGGCAAUGAAAUGGGAGACGAGAGAGUUUCUUUGAUUUUUAUUUGGAGUUUGACAAUGAAUAGCUUGGUGCCUUUCCUCAUGUUCGAGAUCUAGAGCGUCUUCAUCAUAGAGUCACUGCAUUUGUACAGAGAAGUCGCCACGUAUUAUCAUGUGCAUAGACUCACUGCAUAGUACUCAACACGUAUUAUCAUGUAAUAGACGAUACUAGUACUACACCGGCAUCUUUUGAGAGACUCACGCAACGUUUUUGGUUUUCUUGGUAAGAGCAGACGAGAGCAUAGUGUUUCCAAUGCGAAUAAAAUAUUGGGUAUGAAUAUAUAAUGAAACUUGGCUAUUAGCUGACCACUUGAAACGCAUGGGAACAAACGUAGCGGUCACGGUGAUGUCAAUGCAUUGCCAAUCUCAUUGCCCUUGGACGAAUUGCUACUGCGCGGCGCGCCUGUCUCUUCGUGCAUGUGCUUAAAAUGUCAUGCCCUUUGUCCCUAUUAAGCCGCCUCAGCGAAAA